AUGUCCGUUUACUGGUUCGCGAAACAUGAAAUCCCCAUACGCAAACUUGUACCUCUCCUUCAGCUUUUAGAGAAAGUUGGUGUGACUGAGAUGAAGUAUUUCACUCAUAGAUCAGCUGGCAGUGUAAGAGAGCUCUUUCUCACACUUGGGCAGGUCAUUCUUGAACAGCUGCUUGAGAAAGUACACAGGUCAAAUUUUGUUGGUCUUUUGUGUGAUGAUGUCACCGAUAUUGCAACACUUGAGCAGUUUAUCAGCUUCAUUCAGUUUGUUGACCCUGAUUCUGGAGAGGUUCGCACCGACUUUCUCUUUGUUGAGAAUGCACUGGCCAACAGCAAGUCAGCAGAUGCCCAGACCCUGUUUACCAUUCUGACAUCAAAGUUGCAAGAGCUGAAGAUAACAACAGAGAAAUGCUCCACUUUUGUAAGUGAUGGCAUGAAUGUGAUGCUGGGAGCGCGAUCCGGGCUUGCUACCCGACUAAAGGAAUUAAACCCGACCCUUAUCAGUGUACACUGUAUUUGCCACAAACUUGCCCUGGCUUGUGCCGAUACAAGCAAAGAUCUAGAUUACAUUGCUGGGGUAGAACGCGACCUUAGAACAUUUUGGAAGGCAAUGGAAAAUUCCCCAAAGAGAACAAAUAUGUAUCUCUCCGUACAAGAAGAACUCAAGUCACUGAGAUUGCAAGACCAGAACAAGAAGAUCGUGGCAAGGAGGCUGAAGAAAGCCUGUCAUACAAGAUGGCUGUCCAUGGGUCAGGCAGUGGACGCUGUUUACCGAGACCUUGAAGCUGUUCUUCGCACCCUCCAGUCUCUUGAAAAGGAGGACACAGUGGCAUGUGGACUUCUGACGAAGAUGCAUAAGCCAAAGUUCAUUGGUUGCAUUUACAUCUUUCAACACGUGCUCCCCAUAUUGAACCAACUAAGUAAGACAUUCCAGAAAGGUAGUGUGAACUUCAGCCACAAUGGACCAGCAGUUGAACACGCUAAACAGAAACUUCAAACCAUCUCCAGUGACGCCCUACCAGUUAAGCAACUGCAGGAGGACUUCAAACCUGGUGGUAGGCUAUCAAGGAUUGAUCUCGCACCAACUGAGCAUCAUUUUGUAGAAAUGGACAGACUGCUUAAGAAGUAUGUCACUUCUCUGAUAACGAACAACGACAAUCGUUUCAAGGCAUUAAUACCAGUGUUGAAAGCAUUCUCCAUUUUUGAUGUCCUGGCUAUACCCUCCAUCAGAAGCCCAGGGUUUAAGGAGUAUGGAGAUGAUCACAUUAAGUCGCUAUCAAAGCAUUUCUUUGCCGAAAGGGAAACGGAAGAGAAUGACCAGGCUAACGUCAACGCUGAAAAGCUCAAAGCAGAAUGA
Messenger RNA from Pocillopora verrucosa, 1356 nucleotides. Its product is annotated as zinc finger protein 862-like. The record is from RefSeq and is a predicted model, not a curated record. NCBI's taxonomy places the organism in Eukaryota, Metazoa, Cnidaria, Anthozoa, Scleractinia, Pocilloporidae. Gene Ontology annotation, molecular function: protein dimerization activity.